Molecule: messenger RNA, 267 nt
Organism: Microthlaspi erraticum
Lineage: Eukaryota; Viridiplantae; Streptophyta; Magnoliopsida; Brassicales; Brassicaceae
Source: the annotation of a GenBank genome assembly
AUGCUCGCACCGGCAGUUCUCUACUAUGCUUCUGAGCUACUCCAUGAUGUCUUCGUAGAGAUGAACCUCGGCGUCAUCUUCUUUCUUCUCUGCCUAGGCGCAGCGGGAUGGUUUCUCUUUCCGUCCAAGGAGGAGAGUCUGGAGAGAGAGCAUGCCGAGCUGCAGCGUUUUGGACAUGUGGUUCCCACGACUCCAGCUGAUUCCUUUUUCUUACGCGUCUCCGCCAUGGUGUUCCCACAAGGUGUUUCCGUAUGGAGUAAAAUUUAG